Molecule: messenger RNA, 1316 nt
Organism: Cyphomyrmex costatus
Lineage: Eukaryota; Metazoa; Arthropoda; Insecta; Hymenoptera; Formicidae
Product: endoribonuclease LACTB2
Exons: 3
Coding region: 222-1217 (331 amino acids)
Source: RefSeq, a predicted model, not a curated record
UUUUAUACUGUCAGUACUGAAAAUCUGCAGCGUAUGCUAUGUGCAAUAGAUUUUCAACAUUGACAGUGAAUACGGAUAAACAUAUAGACAAGAAAUUUGGAAAAAUAUACGCAUAUAUGUGUGCGUCUUAUAAUUAUAAAUUGCUAUAAGUGUAGAAAGUGUAGAGAAAAAUCUUUCAGCCAGCACCGCCCAUACUAAGAAAAGAUAAAUACUUAUAAUGAAUGUGUAAUAUACGAGAAUAUAGUCAUAGUGUCAAAGUACGCCUGCUCUUUUUACUUCUUCUGACGAACAUUCCGCGAAUAAACGAGCCGAGUGAAGAAAUUAUGACGUCCUUAACGAAACUGCCGCCAAUCGCAAGGCUAUCCAACAAAGUGAUUCGAAUCCUGGGAUGUAAUCCUGGUCCGAUGACGUUGCAAGGCACGAACACUUAUCUCGUAGGCACUGGACGCAGACGUGUGCUAGUUGAUACUGGAGAAGCAAAGACGGCUGAUGAUUAUAUAAAACUCUUAGACAAUGUAUUAAACGAAGAGAAUGCGACUAUUGAGCAUUUAGUGAUCACACAUUGGCAUGACGAUCACAUUGGAGGAGUGGAGCCCGUACGAAACUUGGUAAAGAGAUUGUUUCCCAUGGAAAAGCAACCAACUGUGUGGAAAUUGCCACGAUCGCCUAAUGAUAAGAACAUCUCCGAUCUUGAGAAAUCAAUUCAAUGGAAAUCUCUGAAAAAUGAUCAAAUUGUGGAGGUAGAAGGAGCGAAGCUUCAAAUAAAAUACACGCCAGGACACACCAGCGAUCAUGCAUGUCUGCUGCUGCAGGACGAGAAUAUUUUGUUCAGCGGCGAUUGCAUCCUCGGGGAAAGUACAACAAUCUUCGAAGAUCUCCAUGAUUAUAUGUUAUCGCUAAACAAAAUCCUGGAGAUGCAGCCCAAGAUCAUUUAUCCGGGUCACGGACCAGUUCUUAAUGAUCCCUUGCCACAUAUACAGUAUUACAUAAAGCACAGGCAGCAGAGGGAGAAGGAUAUUUUACAGAUACUACAACAACAGGGAAAUGAUAAAUCGAUAACAGAGAUGGAUAUUGUUAAGCUGUUAUAUAAGGAUACUCCAAAAAACUUAUGGCUACCCGCAGCAUUUGCUGUGAAACAUCAUCUUUACAAGCUAAAGAAAGAGGGAAAAGUGUUGCAAGAAGAGGAAGGUUGGCGAAGAAUUAGAGGCAAAAUAUAAAUAGGUAUAACAUGUGAAGAACAUUCAAGAUGGGAUAAAAUUGAGUAUUUAGAAACCGAAAUAAUGUUUUGAUCGAAAACUUAUAAAAUGCUAAUCCUG